This is a messenger RNA of Rubroshorea leprosula, 1891 nucleotides long. The record is from the annotation of a GenBank genome assembly. NCBI's taxonomy places the organism in Eukaryota, Viridiplantae, Streptophyta, Magnoliopsida, Malvales, Dipterocarpaceae.
AAACUGAAAAGUUGACUCGUUUCGUCUUCGCAGAUUUACCAAACUACCACCUGCUUUUGGUUUAGGACUUUAGGGAGCCUACCUUAUCCGCAAAACAGUCAACACAAAUCAGAAAUAGCUUUCUGUUGGAGGAAGCUCGUAAAUUCUCAACGACAAUGGCGGUGCUGGCUUCUUUGAACUCUCCAUUGCUGCCGGCCGCCUCUUCUUCUCCUGAUUCUUCCGCUAAGAAUCCCCUUUUUACAAGGCGAAGAGCGAUGGUCGCUGGUUCCAGUGUUGUCGUGGGUUCUUUGCUAAACCUCUGCAAUCCCAACUCGAAACCCCUGUCUUCUCAGUCCGCCAUUGCGCAACAGCAGAGAGAAGAAAAGGAUGAACUUGAUCAAGAGGAAGAUAGAAUCGUUCAUCUCUUUCAGGAAGCUUCACCCUCAGUUGUUUUCAUUAAAGGCCUUGAGUUGGCUAAAAUUCCAAAGACCUCUUCUGAGGAAGUCAUGCUAACUGAAGAUGAAAAUGCAAAAGUUGAAGGGACAGGUUCUGGCUUUAUCUGGGAUAAGUUUGGCCACAUUGUUACUAAUUACCAUGUUGUGGCUAAACUGGCAACGGAUAAAAGUGGUUUACAGCGUUGUAAGGUGUUUCUCAGUGAUGCUAGAGGCACUAGCUUUUACAAGGAAGGGAAGAUUGUCGGGUUUGAUCCGGCUUAUGACUUGGCCGUUUUGAAGGUUGAUGUUGAAGGAUACAAGUUAAGGCCAGUUGUUCUUGGUACUUCUCAUAAUUUACGUGUGGGACAGAGCUGCUUUGCCAUUGGGAAUCCUUAUGGCUACGAGAAUACUCUAACAACAGGGGUGGUCAGUGGAUUAGGCAGGGAGAUACCUUCGCCAAAUGGAAGGGCCAUUCGUGGAGCAAUCCAAACGGAUGCAGCUAUUAAUGCAGGAAAUUCAGGAGGACCACUAAUUGAUUCAUACGGCCAUGUUAUUGGUGUUAAUACAGCAACUUUUACUCGCAAAGGGACAGGAAUUUCGUCCGGUGUUAACUUUGCAAUACCUAUUGAUACUGUUUUAAGAACUGUUCCGACUCUAAUUGUGUAUGGAACACCAUACAGAGACAGGUUUUGACCGAAGAUAAAUAAGACAGGUACACUGAUGCGAUAUUAUGCUUGCAAAUACAAUAUUUAUCUGGUUUUGUUUUACACUUUAUUAAGAAUAACCAAAGCAAAUUCUCGUCAUUUCUGUUCUUGUAAUUUGUAUUCUUUUAUGUCAUUUCCACUUUUCUACUUUCAAGAGUAACACAUGAAUGCAAUGGACCCAUUUUUGAGAAAUAUUAGCACGUUCAAGGUGCUCAUGAAAGACAUAAGGUCAUUUCUAUGAACAGAAGUAGGUAAAUGUAGAGAUCAACAGAGGAGAAACUAAGCCUGAAAAAUUAAGGAUAUUCAAUACCAAAUAAUAUUAAUGACAGCAACAAUAAAUAACAAUAAUUGGGGAGUGAAUUCAAUAAAAUUUGCCAUUGCUCAAGCGUCUUUGAUUUGUGAACUUGAUAUCUUUAUUGUUUUGAGUUUGUCACAAUGAAAAAGAUGUAAAUCCUCCAGCAGGGGAAGUUUUGAAAGAAGGGAAUGGAACCCUUUGUCUUCAAUGGUCCUGGACCGAAAAGGAUACUCUGAGAUACAAUAAGAAACUCCUCAAUCUCACUCUCACCAUCACGCAAGUAAAGGUAAAGGGUGUGGAGCUUUAGGAGAUUAGAAAUAUGGUCAGAGUUGAAAUCUUGACAAUAUUCGAUAUGUAAGUCUUCAAGAACAGGCCAAUUGUCAUUCUUCAAAAUGAUGGGACCACUUGUUGAGUGGGAAAUUCCCACAUCGAGUGUGUAAGGAAGAAACUUGUGAGUUAAAUAUAAAAAAUAUUACUCC